Messenger RNA from Suhomyces tanzawaensis NRRL Y-17324, 2133 nucleotides. Its product is annotated as tRNA (cytosine-5-)-methyltransferase. Gene Ontology annotation, cellular component: nucleus; cytoplasm. Bases 1 to 2133 code for a protein of 710 amino acids. The transcript has a single exon. Gene Ontology annotation, molecular function: tRNA (cytidine-N5)-methyltransferase activity; tRNA binding. Gene Ontology annotation, biological process: tRNA methylation. The record is from RefSeq and is a predicted model, not a curated record. NCBI's taxonomy places the organism in Eukaryota, Fungi, Ascomycota, Pichiomycetes, Serinales, Debaryomycetaceae.
AUGGGCAAGAGGAACUUUAGAAACAACAAGGGCGGCGACAAAAAGAAUUUCGGCAAGCGUGGCGUCCAAGACAGAGACGCCUCCUGGACCGACGCCGUCAGAGAGAAUGAGAAAUGGGAAACCUACUACAAGGCCAUGAACAUCAUCCCCGAAGACGAGUGGGACAGCUUCAAGAAGCAUUGUCAGGAGAACUUACCUAUGACCUUCCGUAUCACCGGUUCCAGGGCCCAUGCCAACGAAAUCAACGACAUCUUCACCAAGAACCAUGUGGCCAAGUUGCAAGAUGUUGAAUUCGAAGGAGUCAAGUUGCAGCCAAAGAACUUGGCGUACUACCCAGGCAACCUCGGUUGGCAGAUCGACGUGUCCAAGGGUGUGAUCAGAAAGAACAAGGAGUUUGCUGACACCCAGAGAUUCUUGGUGAUCGAGACUGAGGUCGGAAACAUUUCCAGACAAGAAGCCGUGUCGAUGAUCCCACCAUUGUUGAUGGACAUCAAGCCUCACCACAACGUGUUGGACAUGUGUGCCGCUCCAGGCUCCAAGACUGCCCAAUUGGUCGAAGCUUUGCACGCUGAAGAAGAGCAGCAAGCCCCUACUGGAUUUGUGUUGGCCAACGACUCGGACUACAAGAGAUCCCACAUGUUGGUCCAUCAGGUCAAGAGAUUGAACUCUGCCAACUUCAUGGUGGUCAACCAUGAUGCCCAGUUGUUCCCAAGAAUGAAGUUGAAGGGCAGCAAUGACUUCUUGAAGUUCGACAGAAUCUUGUGUGAUGUUCCAUGUUCGGGAGAUGCCACCAUGAGAAAGAACGUCAACGUGUGGAAGGACUUCACCGUCAACAAUGCCUUGGGCUUGCACACCUUGCAAGUCAACAUCUUGAACAGAGGGUUGCAAUUGUUGAAGAAGGGUGGUAGAUUGGUCUACUCUACCUGUUCGUUGUCUCCAGUUGAGAACGAAGCCGUGGUUGCUGCUGCCUUGAGAAGAUGGGGCAAGCAAAUCAGACUUGUCAACUGUGACGACGAAUUGCCUGGUUUGAUCAGACGCAAGGGUCUCAAUGACUGGAAGGUGUUCUCCAAGGACAUGACCAUCCAAGAGAAAGGAGCUGAGGGAAUAGCCGAGUCUGUGUUCCCAUCAACUGAAGAAGAAGCCAAAGAGUUCAACUUGGAGAACUGUAUGAGGGUCUACCCCCACCUUCAAAACACUGGUGGUUUUUUCAUCACCGUUUUUGAAAAGAUCGACCCUGCUGGCUCUACCAAAAGAUCUGGCGAAGAAGAAGCCGAAGAGGCUUCCAAGAAGCAAAAGGUAGAGACUGAAGACUCAGCUAAGCCUCAACAACCUGCCCUCAAGCACCACCCACAAAGAAAGGAAAAGAUGCCUAGAGAUGCCAACGAGGAGCCAUUCAUUUUCUUGGACCAAAACCACGAACAAUUGAGCAAGUGCUGGCCAUUCUAUGACAUUUCCGAAUCCUUCGCCCGUGAGUGUACCUUGGUGAGAAAUGCCACUGGUGAACCGUUAAGAACCAUCUAUUACGUGUCGCCAGUUCUCAAGAGAAUUCUUGAUGCCGAAGAGCAAAAGCUUAAGAUCAUCCAUGCUGGGAUCAAAUUAUUCGUUUCCCAAAGAAACGACACCGGUAACUGUCCAUGGAGAGUCCAAAACGAAUCGUUGCAAACCAUCAAGCCAUUUUUGGGCACCAACAGACAAUUGACUUGUAACCUCAAGUUGUUGGAAAUGUUGUUUGUUGAAGCUUUCCCAAAGAUCAACGAUAUCCGUACAUCUGGUAUUGAUGCUGAAUUCUCUGCCAAGUUGGACGAAAUGUCCGAAGGUUGUGUCUUUUUGACUGUUAACAGAGGCGAAGGUUUAGAAAACUUGUUCUUGCCUUUAUGGAAGGGUAAGUCCAAUGUCAACCUUAUGGUCAACAAGAAGGAUACUCACGAAUUACUUUACAGAGUGUUUGGAAUUUCCACCUCAUCCAAGGAUGAAGGCAAGGAAGCUAUUUACCAGAAGAAGCUUGAAGCUGUCAAAGCCGCUCGCGAGUCUACUGAACCUGAGUCUGCCCAAGACGAAGGUGCUGCUACUGAAACCGAAGCCACUCCAGCCGUCGAAACCGAAAGCUCGGAAAAGCCAGCCACUGAAGCUUAG